AUGGCACUUGCUCACAACGGCAUCAUUAGAGGCCUCAACUCAAUUUACCUUCAAGCACCGAACCUACCAGCAAACGAUACGGUCGUUGCCCGAGAUUUCCUGAUCUACUGCCAGUGUUGGAGCGAGAGCAUGCAUCACCACCACGAUGCUGAGGAAGAAAUAUUCUUUCCAGAUAUUGAGAACGUCACCAACGUCAAAGGAGUCAUGGAACAGAAUGUAGAACAGCAUCGUGCCUUUACUCCGGGAUUCGAUAAGUUUUACGACUAUUGCAAGACCUGCCCACCUAAAGACUACGAUGGAGCAAAGUUGAGGAGUCUAGUGCAAGACUUUGCGGAACCACUCGUUAAACACCUUCACGAUGAGAUCGAGACACUUCGAGGAUUGGAUAAGUACGACAGCAAGAGAGUCAAACAAGCUUACGGUCGACUGGAGAAGAGCUUGAUGGCAACUGACAAUGUCAGUAACAUCUCUGUCCGUCCACAUCUCAAAUUACUGACUCUCUAUUAG
Aureobasidium pullulans EXF-150 is the source of this 507-nucleotide messenger RNA. RefSeq lists its product as uncharacterized. The transcript has a single exon. Bases 1 to 507 code for a protein of 168 amino acids. Lineage: Eukaryota; Fungi; Ascomycota; Dothideomycetes; Dothideales; Saccotheciaceae. The record is from RefSeq and is a predicted model, not a curated record.